AUGGCCGCCAGCGUGUCGUUUUAUCAGAACCAUUCCUGUGACAUCCUCCUAUGCAAGGACUGCAAUUUGUCUCUCCACGUUGACUAUGCUAUACCGCCCACUCCAGCUGCGAACACGAUCCUGCGCUCCGGGCACAUGCCCUCAGAUAUGGAACGUCAGUCGAUUCUUCGCACCAUAGAGACGAUGGAGGACUGCGACAAUGAGUUGGAAAAGCAGCUCGCCGCGCUGGACACCCAAAGGAAACAGCUCGAACAAGCGCGCUCUACUAUAAGCAGCGCUCUGAUAGUACAGAAGGCAUACCUAACGCCAAUCCGUCGAUUGCCUUUGGAGAUCUUGUCGAACGUUAUGGCGUGGGCGUGCGAGGGUGAAAUUGAUCUGGCGGUGCGCGUCUGUCCGCCUUUGGCUCUGAGCGCUGUUUGUAAAACUUGGCGAGAUCUGUACCUUAUCGACUCGGCGAGGUCUGUUGGCGCUGUCGAGGAUUUCGUCUGGAUCAAGAACAGACCCCUCCCGCUCCUGCGAAAACUCGGUGGCACAGUGCGACACUUGGAGCUGGCGGUGGAAAGUGGUGUCUUCGAGGGCUUUUCCAGCCUUCGUUGCGUCGUCAUAUCUAACGAGCAAAACCGGAAUGCAAUUCCUGCUCUGCCUUGGGGGCAGUUGGAGGUGCUCGACACUCGCUUGUGCUCAAAUGCAUACGCCCUGCAGGUCCUACAGCAGUGUCAUCAGUUGCGAAGCUGGAAUCACACUGUCUUGAGGAUCGAACCUGGGCUUUGGGCGCCUCCCAGCCUCGUCCGGCUGAAGCACCUUCGGGUAAUCAAUAUUCACAUUCCAUUCAACUCCGUACGCAAUCCCCUCCAACACCUCAUCACUCCGGCUCUCGAAUCAUUGUCCGUCGUGUGGGAAAAUGGUGCGCGAUAUCCCUUCGCAACUCGCGCAAUCCCAGCGUUCGUGGCCCGCUCGUCGUGCACCCUGUGCAGGCUUGAGCUCUCUGCGCCGUUCUUCAUCGACUAUGACUGCCUCCUUGCACUUCGCGACGUCAGGACACUCCAUCUCAAGGGCUCAGACUACGCUCCGAUCAAUCAGCCAUUCAUCGAUAGACUCAUCACGGGCGACUUGUUCCCGUUAUUGGAGACGCUCGAGUUGUCCGGGAACCUCACCUUCUCGAAUGAUUCCAUACGGGAGUUGGUACGGGUCCGCGAAUCCGCCGAAUGCACAUUGCAGCAGAUUACUCUGGACUUCACGGAACAUGACAUUGCCAGACAUGGGCCGUAUCGGGACGUUGUGAAUGGGCUACGCGAGGUCCCCCCUGUGUAUGUGCGUUCGUGA
Schizophyllum commune H4-8 is the source of this 1323-nucleotide messenger RNA. RefSeq lists its product as uncharacterized. The record is from RefSeq and is a predicted model, not a curated record. The transcript is spliced from 2 exons. NCBI's taxonomy places the organism in Eukaryota, Fungi, Basidiomycota, Agaricomycetes, Agaricales, Schizophyllaceae. Bases 1 to 1323 code for a protein of 440 amino acids.